AUGGACCUUCCUUGUUAUUUAUCUCGACGAUACCAACAUCCAUUCACUGUCGUUUGGAAGUCAUUUGGAUCACCUGGAACAAACCUUUCAAAGACUACGAGAAGCAGGACUACGCCUGAAUAUCGACAAGCCAUAUUAUUAUCUGAGACGGAAUACGUUCAGACCCCACCAAAGUGGAAAAAACGCUUUAUUCAAGGAUUUUCUAAUACUGCUGAACCAUUGCAUAAACUAUUGAAGAAAGAUCAACAUUAUGAAUGGAGAAAAGAACAUGAAGAAGUAUUCGAAGAGUUAAAAGAAAGACUCACCCAUGCGCCAAUAUUAUUAUAUCCAGAUUUUAAGAAAAAGUUCAUCCUCGCUACCGACGCAUCAAAACUCGGAUUAG
Molecule: messenger RNA, 382 nt
Organism: Ambispora gerdemannii
Lineage: Eukaryota; Fungi; Glomeromycota; Glomeromycetes; Archaeosporales; Ambisporaceae
Source: the annotation of a GenBank genome assembly